CUGCCUCGCCUGAUCAUAUGUCUUCACACGUUUCAAUUCAACCUCAGACGCCCAAAAUUGAUCCAGAUCUCCAAACGCAGGAGCAGAUUUCCCGAUCGAUCAUUAAUGACUACCUUGCACCCUUCCCUUCCAAGUUUGAAGAUCUACGAGUUCGUUCUCUCCGACGCUCAAGGAACUCACACUGUUAUAUAAAAUGUCAAGAUUUGGACCAAACUCCUGAAUUAAGUGGAGAGAGAUGUUUCCUAUGUAAGAGGGAUCUUUCAUUCAAACCAGAAGGCUCACUUGUCCUUCCAAAGAUCCUACCUGCUGUGGCUGUACUGCCAUGUCGCCACGUGUUUCAUGACCUCUGUUUGGAACGCAUCACUCCUCAAGACCAAUCUGAAGAUCCUCCCUGUAUUCCUUGUGCCGUUGGGGAGACUUGAUUUCUGCAAACCAUAUUUGUCAGUCACUAAUCUCCUCUUAUUUCUCUGUCUCAGAAAAUUUUGCAACUUUUAGGUCCAAAACAUAGAGAACUGCGAUAGAAAUUCCUUGAGAAGAGUAAAUUGAGAUGGGUUUAACUUUGUAUAUAGGCAGGCAAAUGGCUUCGUAGAGAACUU
Momordica charantia (bitter melon) is the source of this 596-nucleotide messenger RNA. RefSeq lists its product as uncharacterized. Lineage: Eukaryota; Viridiplantae; Streptophyta; Magnoliopsida; Cucurbitales; Cucurbitaceae. The record is from RefSeq and is a predicted model, not a curated record.